This is a messenger RNA of Cylicocyclus nassatus, 365 nucleotides long. The record is from the annotation of a GenBank genome assembly. NCBI's taxonomy places the organism in Eukaryota, Metazoa, Nematoda, Chromadorea, Rhabditida, Strongylidae.
UUAGGUCAGCAGUCAUGCGAUGCUCAGUCGCAGCUUUGAUCUUCUUCACCGUUCUACCAGUAUCAUCGCAGUGGUGCAUGUGUCACGGUGUAUGUCAAAGAUACUUCACUUGUCCUUUCUGGUGUGUUCGAAGUUCUUUUUGCCCCCCAGCAGCGCAGUAUCUCCAUGAUUGUGAAAUUUUACAAUCAAAGUGUGACGCCUCAAACUGCGCCCCUGCAAAUAUAACCUCCAUCGCUCAAAAUAUGAUUCAAAUCCGCUGUCCUCCUGAAACUAACGAGAUGAGAACCGACACAGCAACACUUGGGACUGGCGAGGGAAUUGAAAGAACCGCAAGAUGUUUCACCAGUGGCAUGGAGCGAAUGUGA